AUGUCUGCAGCUGUCCAGUGGCUUGUGCUUUGGGGUUGGUGCCUGGAUGAUGCAAUGCACUGGGUGUGUGAUGAGGUCGUGGAGGUGAUUCUGCUCCGACAUCGACGGACUGUCAACGAGCUGCUGACUGCGAACAUUCCGCGGAUGUUCGACAGGAUUGCUCAUGAUAUGAUUGAGCAGGACAUCGACUCCUGCUUCUUGGUCACCGAGAUUGGACAAGUGCUGUUCAAAUCCCCGCGGGUGGAGAUGAACUUCGAGGAGGGCGAUCUGUUUGUGACCCGACCGAUUGCUCCGAUGCCAGUGCCAGUGGUGCCACGCCUGCACACAUCCUUCGAUGCCACUGUGAAUUUACCAUUCUGUGCUUUGCUGAAUAAUAUCAAAACUUGUCCGAAGGCUACAGCACCUACGGCGCCAACGGCGACUGCUGCAGUCACGAGCGGCGAGGCCGGGGUUGUGGAAGUUGAGUGCUUCAGAGCUUGGAAGAUGUACGUUUCCUUUGAGUUGGGUGCAUCAGUUUUCACAUUGUCUUUGACUCCGUGGUCCUGUAUCAUUGCAUUUCGCUCGCAGGGAUGGGAGCUCCUCGUCUAG
Molecule: messenger RNA, 588 nt
Organism: Symbiodinium sp. CCMP2592
Lineage: Eukaryota; Dinophyceae; Suessiales; Symbiodiniaceae
Source: the annotation of a GenBank genome assembly